CACGUUCUUGCAGUGUCAUGUAUUUUUGGUCUCCAUACAAGUGUCUGGUGGGUGUCUUCAAUUUGGUGUCAGUCCAGACAAAUCUUCAAGGAGGCGGCCGGCGCAGAAGCCAUAAUCCAGAUUGUCUCGCGGUGGGGUGGCCAUUCGAAUGGAGAGCGAGUGAGAGCCUAGCAACGAAGAGGGGGCUGAUGAAGGCUGCUGCGACGAUCUCCAUGAACGGCUAGUUACAUGAAUAUCCAGUGUGUUGUUACUACAAAGUAUCGCUCGAGGAGCGUUGCUUCGACGCCCGUAAACGAGUCUAUCAGCCGUGACAUCAGAUCGAUCUCGCCCGAUCCUCAGGCUCUCCCCAUCCUCUUUUACGUUUGCCUCACAUCUUUCGGUCAGUCUCCAUUCUCGAAUUUGCAGCGGGGCGUCAACAGCAAACAGCAAGUGCAGCAGCCUCACAAGAGCUUCCAGCUUGUCCAGUUCUACAGCACACAGCCAAGGAAUGAAGACCUACACGAUCGCGACUCUGGCAGCGGCGCUCCUGGCGAGUACUGCGACGGCCAACAAUACCACUACUACCAACACCACCACCACGGUCUCGGGUUGCUGGGAGGUGAGUGUGGAGCACGACGCCACGUACUGUAUUGAAGGCCCUAUCUGCAGCGGCUCCGGUCUUGAGCCUACGGGCUCGCGCUGCCCUGUCAAGGGCGAUGUGGCCACGGCUGACUGCUACGACUACCUGGCCAGCUACUCUAGCGGUGGCUCCUGCGAGCUGCCCGUAGACUCUACGUGCCAAGUGAUCAAGACGGGCGCGUGGGGCUGCGUGCUCUCGUCGGGCGGAAGCGCCAGUGGCCAGGGCACAGUUGAGGCUGGAAGCGGCAGCGCUGCCGCCAACGUCACCAUGCUGGCUGCUGAGGAGAGCAAGAAGUCGGAAAGCGGCUUGGGGGGCGGUGCCAUUGCCGGUAUCGCCGCUGCUGCUGGCUGCGUUGCGGCUGUGGCCGGCUUUGCGCUGUACAAGCAGCACCAGAAGCACUCGGCGGAGGCAGCGGAGCGCGCCUAUCUCGAGACGUUUGUCGAUGUCGUGACCCCGUAAAUGGGAUUGAAAGGGGGUCGACGCAGGAGGCGGUAGGUCGCCUACGGUCUGUUACGCUAGGACGCGUCUCGAACUGAAGAAGGACGUCGAGUUGAAUCUCUCAGGCGUGUCAAGCUGUCGAUUCCCAGCAGCUAGUAGUUCGUCGUCUUCUUCGCCUAUUUUGAAUCUUUUUUUUUUAAUAUGACACGCAUCGUGGGUAUUCGUUUUAAUCGAGUCAUCAAGAUAUUUGGACACAUUGUUGGAAGUGUCGUCAUGGGUGUAUUACGCACUUACGUCACUAGAUCAGGUAAAGCAUUUUCAUAACGAAAUUAAGGGUUUGGCUCGACAAUCCAAGAACGUUCAAGACAGAGAGUGUACUGUGGAGGACUGGAGAUUGAUGCAGUA
Phytophthora nicotianae INRA-310 is the source of this 1462-nucleotide messenger RNA. RefSeq lists its product as hypothetical. Bases 488 to 1078 code for a protein of 196 amino acids. The transcript has a single exon. The record is from RefSeq and is a predicted model, not a curated record. NCBI's taxonomy places the organism in Eukaryota, Oomycota, Peronosporomycetes, Peronosporales, Peronosporaceae.